Scaptodrosophila lebanonensis is the source of this 1312-nucleotide messenger RNA. It is a transcript of the gene Fer2LCH, whose product is annotated as ferritin heavy polypeptide-like 17. Gene Ontology annotation, cellular component: cytoplasm. The coding region runs from base 157 to 861 and encodes 234 amino acids. The record is from RefSeq and is a predicted model, not a curated record. Gene Ontology annotation, biological process: iron ion transport; intracellular iron ion homeostasis. Lineage: Eukaryota; Metazoa; Arthropoda; Insecta; Diptera; Drosophilidae. Gene Ontology annotation, molecular function: ferrous iron binding; ferric iron binding. The transcript is spliced from 4 exons.
ACGAGACGAGCGCGACGCUAUAAACAGCAGUUGACGAUUUGCUUUCCAACAAGCAACACACGAAAGAAGAGUAAUACAAAUUAACAUUUUCAAUUGAAUUACGUUUGUGACAACUUUAAGCAGCUACUAAGCACGAACACUAAAUAUUUAACAAAAAUGAAAUCGUUCAUUGCAUUUGCUUUGGUUGCGAGCCUUUGUGCUCUCGCUCAGGCAAACGAGGAGGGAGUCUGCCGCAAUAGCGUUGUCUCUGCCUGUGGCUCUUCAAGUUUCUCUGCACUCACUGGCUUUUUCACGGGCGAAAGCACAUCCAUUUGUAAUGCUCGCUUUGCCGGCAUUGAAAGCAUUGAACCCGAAGUGCAGGCCUACAUCAACUCACAGCUGACCAAGUCCUAUGAAUAUCUAUUGCUGGCCACCCACUUCAACUCGUACCAGAAGAAUCGCCCCGGCUUCCAGAAGCUGUACCAGGGUCUCUCUGAUCGUUCGUUUGAUGACAGCAUCGAUCUGAUCAAGAAGAUUACUAGUCGCGGUGGCAUUGUGGACUUCAACACUCGCCAUGAAUCGCCCGCUUCGGUCAGUACCCAGCGCCCCACUCUGGAGGUCGACGAGUUGCACUCGCUCGCCUUGGCCCUGGACAACGAGAAGCAGUUGGCCACUGGCGCCACUCACGUGCACACUCGCGCCACCCACGCGGCCCUGCGCGAUCCCGAAUUGGCCCAUUACCUGGAGGAGAGCUUCUUGCCCAAACAGGCCGACAGUGUGCGCAAGUUGUCGGGCUAUGCCAACGACUUGGCCAAGCUAAUGAAGGUGCCCGAUCCAUCCCUGUCGAUCUAUCUGUUCGACGAGUUCCUGCAGAAGCAAUAAGUCCUUGGAGCUUGGAACUGUAACUCCAAUUAAUAGCUGUUAUCGAAACCCAUACAAAAUUCACCAUUCUGUUGUAAUUGUUAUCCGAUAUUUAAGUAUUACAUACACAGCCUGAAACAAAUUUAACCACAAAAUUUCCGCACUGCCUGCGACUUUCAUUCGAUAUGUAAUUUCCUUGUCGUUUCUAAAUAUUGAUUUGUUUUGCAUUCUAAAUAAAUCGCAGCGCAGCAACACAGCAAGCAACAAAUUCCCAGCUGUUAAUUAUUAUAUUUGAAUUUCAUUUUUAUUUGCCAUUUGCUGCUGUCCCUCUCUCCCUCACACUCACACAUUAUUGUGAUAGGCGCAUAAUAAAAGUUAAGUAAGCAGUUCGGUUGAACAAAUGUAUCUUUAAACUGAAUACAAUAACCGAGUUAAAUUAAUAACAAAUAAAAAGUAUAUUUAGUUAAACAAA